AUGGCCAUCCCUUUACGCAAAUUGACUGGUAUUGUUUUUCUUCUCUUCUUCUGCCCUCCUCUUUCCCAUGGAUUAAUGUCCAACAGGUGUCCUUCCCACGAAUCCCAAGCUCUGCUCCUCUUCAAAGCUGCCUUGAUUGACCCCAACAGCUAUCUGAGUUCGUGGGUAAAUGGAACAGACUGCUGCACCUCCUGGAAUGGCAUUUCCUGCGACGAUAACACCAACCACGUUGUCUCUGUCUCUCUUGGUAUCUAUUUCCAAGGUGUGAUAGAAGUAGUAACACCAGGUACUACCAUUCCUACCUGUUUGGCAAAUCUCUCUUAUCUUCACUCUUUAGAUUUAUCUGGUUAUAGCUUUACUGGGACGAUUCCCACUUUCCUUUGUCUGCUCACCCGCCUUAUAUUCCUUGAUCUUUCACUCAAUAGCUUCAAUGGAAGCAUACCUUCCUGCCUUGGCAAUCUUGCUUCUUUAACUGACCUUUCCCUAGGUAACAACCAACUUAGUGGAAGCAUACCGGCUUUUCUUGGGAGUCUCUCUUUGUUGAGGGAGUUAGAUCUUAAUAACAACCAACUUAGUGGAAGAAUACCGGCUUCUCUUGGAAGUCUCUCUUUGUUGAGGGAGUUAGGUCUUGGUAACAACCAACUGAGCGGCAUCGUUCCAGAUUCAUUGGGCAAUCUCUCUUUACUCGAGCGGUUGGAUAUUAGAAAUAACCAACUGAGCGGGACCAUUCCCCCUUCAUUUGCUCACCUUUCCUCACUCACUCGCUUAAAUGCUAAUGGCAAUCGUUUCAAUGAAACCGUCUCUUCUUUGCCACUUCCAGCUUCUUUACAUAUUCUAACCCUGUCAUUAAACUAUUACCAGUCGAUUUCAGAAACUUCCUUUCACAACCUUACAAGAUUAAGUGUUUUGUAUUUAUCUGAUUGUGUCCUAAAUAUUAGCACAGCUUGGAUUCCACCCUUUGAUUUAUCUAGUCUAGAUUUAGUGUCAUGUGUGAUUGACGGUGAAUUCCCACCUUGGAUUUCAACACAAAUUUCACUUGAAGAGUUGGUUAUAACUAAUGCCAGUCUUGUGGGCGUAAUUCCCUCUUGGCUAUGGGAAACCAGUCCUGAGUUAAAUUAUCUAAAUCUUUCAGAAAAUCAUUUGGAAGGAAGCCUAUUCUCAAAUACUUCAUCGUGGAUGAAACUAGAACGACUAGAUUUGGCUAGAAAUAAAUUGAGUGGGUGCAUCCCAUCAAUGUGGUCUUUUUAUAUGCGUAUACUGCUGCUCAAUGACAAUUUGUUCAGUGGCAAUAUUCAUCCAAACCUGGGCAAGUUAUCUAAUCUCAACAUGUUAAAUCUUGCAAACAACAAGAUAACAGGAGUGAUCCCUGUUAGUUUGUCCAAUUGUUCUUUACUUAUUGUCCUGAAUUUGGGAAAUAAUAGUUUGGAGGGAAGCUUACCACAUGAGUUUAGUAAGCUGAUUGAAUUAUAUUCAUUAGUUGUUCACAAUAAUAAUUUGCAUGGACCAUUCCCUCCUUCAAUAGCAAAUUGUUCAAAGCUACAGGUUCUUGAUAUUGGAAAUAAUUUGUUUGAAGGUGAAAUACCAGCAUUAAUUGGAAAUAUCUCAGAGCUAAAAGUAUUGAUAAUGAAGGAGAACAAAUUUACAGGCAAUAUUCCUUUAGAGAUAGGUCAAUUAAAGUACCUCCAGAUCUUGCUCCUUUCUUCCAAUCAUAUCUCAGGUUCAAUUCCACACACAAUUGUAUUCCUGCAAGCAAUGGCAAAUGAAAGUCAAAAUGGUUUUGUAUUAUCCACUCAUACUUUUGGGCCCCUAUAUCAAGAUGGAUUGGAUAUGACUUUAAAAGGUACAAAUCAACAUUAUCAAUAUAUUCUUUCCACACUCACAUCCAUAGAUCUCUCAAGCAAUGAAUUAGAGGGAAAAGUUCCUUCUAAUUUUGGGAAUUUGAAGGGGCUAAGGCUUCUAAACCUAUCAAUGAACAACUUGAAUGGGACCAUUCCAAAAAGUCUUGGAGAAAUGCAUCAAUUGGAUUCCUUAGACCUUUCAAGAAAUCAUUUUUCAGGACAAAUCCCCAUAGAGCUUGAAUCUCUAAGCUUUUUGGGUUCACUGGAUCUAUCAAACAACAACCUUUCAGGAAGCAUACCACAAGGAAUACAUAUGAUUGGCUUUGGAGAAUCCUCUUAUUCAGGGAAUCCUAAUUUAUGGGGGUGUCCCCUACCCAGAAAUUGUUCUUGGCCACAGUUUGUUCCUUCUCCUCCUCCAAUUUACAUUAAUAAAAUAAAGAAAAGCACUAAAUAUCCAUGGAAUCUAUUUUUUCUUAUGAAGAUUUUUGGUGUUUCUAAAGACUAUAUUGCACAUGCUUUUGAGAAAGACAUACAUGCAAUUACAUCAUAUACUUCCAUUGAGGAUAGAUUGGAAAGUAUGAACAACAUACAGAUUGUGUGA
Cryptomeria japonica (Japanese cedar) is the source of this 2439-nucleotide messenger RNA. RefSeq names its product receptor-like protein EIX2. The coding region runs from base 1 to 2439 and encodes 812 amino acids. The record is from RefSeq and is a predicted model, not a curated record. Gene Ontology annotation, molecular function: protein binding. NCBI's taxonomy places the organism in Eukaryota, Viridiplantae, Streptophyta, Pinopsida, Cupressales, Cupressaceae. The transcript has 2 exons.